Messenger RNA from Nothobranchius furzeri (turquoise killifish), 2157 nucleotides. RefSeq names its product cyclin-Y. The record is from RefSeq and is a predicted model, not a curated record. Gene Ontology annotation, molecular function: protein kinase binding; cyclin-dependent protein serine/threonine kinase activator activity. Lineage: Eukaryota; Metazoa; Chordata; Actinopteri; Cyprinodontiformes; Nothobranchiidae. Gene Ontology annotation, biological process: regulation of cyclin-dependent protein serine/threonine kinase activity; regulation of canonical Wnt signaling pathway. Gene Ontology annotation, cellular component: plasma membrane; cytoplasmic cyclin-dependent protein kinase holoenzyme complex.
AGCUCCGGUUUCAGUGCGUAAAGGAUCGUUCAGACUGCCUCCACCUCCAGGGUUUCUUCAGUGGCCAGAGAUGGGGAGCUUAACCUCCUGCUGCGCGUCUGAUAGCCCCAGCCUCUGUAGAAAUGCCCACUCCAGGCUGGACUCCUUCUACCAGGACUCGGAAGUGAGCAGGGAGGAGACGGGAUGCAACCUGCAGCACAUCAGCGAUAGGGAGAACACUAAUGAGUACAACCUGGAGUAUAAUCCAUCAGAUCAUCCACGAGCCAGCACCAUUUUCCUUAUUAAAUCUCUAAAUGAGGAGAUGCAUUUCAGAAAUGGAGGAGAAAAACAAAAGAGCCUCCUCAUUAAUAAUCACGUCACAUUGAGAAGAAAAUACAGUUCUUGCUCAACCAUCUUCCUAGACAACAAUACAGUCAGCCAUCCACAUCUGAAGUCCACCAUCAAAUGUGUUGCUCUGGCAAUUUACUACCACAUCAAAAACAGGAGCGCAAAUGGACUGCUACUGGAUAUUUUUGAUGAAAAGCUCCAUCCUAUCUCAAAAUCUAAGGUCCCGCUGGACUACAACCACCACGACCCGGAGCUGAAGCAGAUCUACCGCUUCAUCGCAACUCUGUUUAGUGCUGCUCAGCUGACGGCGGAAUGUGCCAUCGUCACUCUGGUGUACUUGGAGAGACUGCUGACGUAUGCAGAGAUGGAUAUCUGUCCUGGGAACUGGAAGAGGAUAGUCCUGGGUGCCGUCCUGCUGGCCUCUAAAGUCUGGGACGACCAGGCCGUCUGGAACGCCGACUACUGCCAGAUCCUCAAAGACACCACGGUGAAGGACAUAAAUGAAUUAGAGCGACAGUUCCUGGAGCUGCUGGAGUUCAACACCAACGUGCCAUCCAGCGUUUAUGCCAAGUAUUACUUUGACCUUCGGUCGCUGUCGGAGGCCAACAACCUGCGGUUCCCCCUGGAGCCUCUCAGCAGGGAAAAGGCUCAAAAGCUGGAGGCUAUUUCCAGGCUCUGUGACGACGGCUACAGAGACGUCCGGAGAGCAGCCAGGAAGCGAUCAGCCAGCGUGGACCACCUGUACCAGAGUCGCUGGGUCCCCGCCAUCCUCUCCUAACCAUCGGUCAGACCCAGACGAGGGUUUGGUUGGAGGAACAUCUCCAGUUCAGCCCGAUGCCUUCAGAGCCUCGGUUCUUCUGACUGGAAGCAAAUCAGAGGAUAAAGUUAUAAUCUGACCUGUGGAGACACAGGAGGAUGUCCUGGAGAAGACAGCCUAGAGACUUUUGGACUGUUUGUCUGGACUCAAGUGCGUCUGACUAAAUUAUUGAUGACAUCACCGUAGCACUGAACUUUUAAUAGUUAUUUAUUUCAUAAUGAAAGUGUUGAUCAGGUUUUCUCUUUACGGUAUUUUGUAUUGCACCGUUUAACCCUCAGGUAUCUCAAGCAGGUAAAAAUGCUUCUUAUCUUAAUUCCAGCAAAGAUGGAAACUUUAAUUUGAAGGAUCAAACUUUCAGCACGUGCCAGACAGGACUGUUGCAUCGCACUUAUGGGGUGGUUAAACAAAACCAAUAGAAAACAUUUAAUUCAAAGUGUUUUUAUUUUAUUUGACCUUAGUGGUGUCGGAUUAACCCCCACAGAACCUUUUCAGGAUCACGUGUUUCAUCAAAUUCAGCUGCAGGAAGAAGAAUAAACCCAUCAGGCCGAUGAGUGCAUAAAACCUCACAUUCCUCCUGCAGGAAAAAUAAACUGCAAAAAGUAGAAGAGAAAAGCUUUUAUUCUUAUUUCAAAGCAAAAACACCCUGAAAAAAAGACACGAUAAGACUUGCUUACAAUUUUAUAUACUUAGAAUAAAAGAUGCAUUUAGUUUUCUAAACGCUUUUUCAAGAAUCCUGAAUAAAGAUGUUACCAUGAUGAUUUUAAGUCACUGGUCUGCGACCAACGAGGAUCAAAGCCACGUAUCUUCCAUGACUUUGCUUCAGAAAAGAAAAAGAAAACUUUUAUAACUUCAGAGUUUAAAAUCUUUUAUUUAUUGUUGGAAAAAACUUUCAUACUUUUCUUAUUCAUCUGUUUAUUAAGCUAUUUAUGUAUAUUUUAUUAAUUUAGUGAAUAAUUUGUGGUAAACUAUUGAUGCUUCAAUUUGUGAUUUUAAUAAAGAUACUUUUUAAUUAA